Python bivittatus (Burmese python) is the source of this 3190-nucleotide messenger RNA. RefSeq names its product zinc finger FYVE-type containing 1 (gene ZFYVE1). The record is from RefSeq and is a predicted model, not a curated record. Gene Ontology annotation, cellular component: lipid droplet. NCBI's taxonomy places the organism in Eukaryota, Metazoa, Chordata, Lepidosauria, Squamata, Pythonidae. Gene Ontology annotation, biological process: lipid droplet formation. Gene Ontology annotation, molecular function: 1-phosphatidylinositol binding; phosphatidylinositol-3-phosphate binding; phosphatidylinositol-3,4,5-trisphosphate binding.
UUGAUUACUUAGUCACUGAGACUUGCAGGGAGGAAAAGGAGGAGGAGGAAGAAGAUGCCUGUUGUUUUAUAAACAAUAGAUCGGGCUGCAUUGUUCUUCGGCACGACAUUAUAAAGAAAAUACUUGGUUUACAUUUUGGAGACAUACCAGACUGUUUUUCUUACAUAUAUCCAAGUUUAUUGUAACUUUAAACGUGGAAUUUAUUUGAGCUGCUCAGUCAUUAUGGAAAGUAGUGUUUACAAUUCUUAAACCAAAUUAAAAAAAAAGAAUUUUGCAUUUCAUGAAAGCAUUAUAGGGGUGAAGAGUCAAAACUGAUACAUAUAUCCAACUUUUAUAGUUUCCUCUCUCUUAAGACAAGUACUGAUUUUAAUCCUUUGGAAAACCAAUGUAUGUAUCUGGUAAAAAAACCCCAGUUUUAUGAAGUAACAGUAAUUUGUGGAAGAUGAGUGCCCAACCUCCAUCAAUAGAUAAAGGACUGAACACCACACUUUUGUGCCAGGAAAGCUAUGCUUGCAGUGGCACAGAUGAAGCAACCUUUGAGUGUGAUGAAUGUGGAAGCUUGCAAUGCCAGCGUUGCGAAGAAGAACUGCAUAGACAAGAAAGACUUCGAAAUCAUGAACGGACUCGAAUCAAAGCUGGCCAUGUCCCCUACUGUGACACCUGCAAACUUACAAGUGGCAGCAUCAUGCAGAACAAUAUCAUAAGCUCCAGACAAAGGGCAACAGUAAGGUGCCAAGCGUGCAAAAUAAACUUAUGUUUAGAGUGUCAGAAGAGAACUCAUGCUGGUGGAAACAAGAGGAAGCAUCCUAUUACCGUAUACCAUAGUGGCAGACAUCAUGAGCAGCAAGAGGAGGAAGGAAUGGAUGAGGAGACCAAGAGGAAGAAGAUGACAGAACAUGUUGUAAGCUUCCUGCUGGUGGAUGAAACGGAGGAGAUUCAGGUGGAGAAUGAAGAAGAAUUUAUCAAGAAACUGAAUUGCAAGCCUGACCAGCAUGUAAAGGUGGUGUCUAUUUUUGGGAAUACAGGGGAUGGGAAAUCUCAUACCCUUAACCACACCUUCUUUUAUGGCCGUGAAGUCUUUAAAACAUCUCCAGCACAGGAGUCUUGUACAGUAGGUGUUUGGGCUGCCUAUGACCCUGUUCAUAAAAUGGUGGUGAUUGACACAGAGGGUCUUCUUGGUGCCAUGGAGAACCUAAGUCAGAGGACCCGGCUGCUUCUGAAGGUCUUGGCUAUUUCAGAUCUCAUAAUCUACCGCACUCAUGCUGACAGACUCCACAAUGAUCUCUUCAAAUUUCUUGGAGAUGCCUCAGAAGCAUACCUAAAACACUUCACCAAAGAACUGAAAGCAACCACAGCUCGUUGUGGACUGGAUGUUCCAUUGUCCACUUUGGGUCCUGGAGUCAUUAUCUUUCAUGAAACUGUAUAUACACAGUUAUUGGGUGCUGAUCACCCUUCUGAGGUGCCUGAGAAACUAAUUCAGGAUCGAUUCCGGAAACUUGGUCUCUUCCCCGAAUCCUUCAGCUCAAUCCAUUACAAAGGAAUAAGAACACAAACCCCCCCAACAGAUUUUUCUGGUCUCAGGCAUGCUGUGGAGCAGCAGCUAGAAAAUAAUACCACCCGUUCUCCACGUCCUCCUGGAGUUAUCUACAAAGCACUCAAAGCAUUAAGUGAUCGGUUCUGUGGUGAAAUCCCAGAUGAUCAGAUGGCUCAUAGCUCCUUCUUUCCAGAUGAGUAUUUUACCUGCUCCUCUGUAUGUCUCAGCUGCGGAUGUGGGUGUAAGAACAGCAUGAACCAUGCAAAAGAAGGAAUGCCCCAUGAAGCCAAGAAUCGCUGUAGAUACACUCAUCAGUAUGAUAAUCGAGUGUUCACUUGCAAGGCUUGUUAUGAACAUGGGAAUGAGGUUAGGGUAGUGCCCAAAACAUCUGCUUCUACAGAUUCCCCUUGGAUGGGCCUUGCUAAGUACGCCUGGUCAGGAUAUGUGAUUGAGUGCCCCAAUUGUGGAGUCGUGUACCGUAGCCGACAAUACUGGUUUGGGAACCAAGAUCCUGUGGAUACUGUGGUGAGGACAGAGAUUGUGCACGUCUGGCCAGGAACCGAUUGCAGCUUGAAGGACAACAACAAUGCUGCUCAGCGCCUGAUAGAUGGAAUGAAUUUCAUGGCACAGUCAGUGUCCGAACUGAGCUUGGGACCCACAAAGGCUGUAACCUCUUGGUUGACAGAUCAAAUUGCUCCAGCUUACUGGAAACCCAAUUCCCAGAUUCUGAAUUGCAGGAAAUGUGGCAUAUCGUUUAAAGAUAAUGACACCAAACACCAUUGUCGGGCUUGUGGAGAAGGUUUCUGUGAUGGUUGUUCAUCCAAGACCCGCCCUGUCCCAGAACGUGGUUGGGGACCCACACCUGUGCGAGUAUGCGACAACUGUUAUGACAACAGGGGCAUUCAGUUAGGUAAUCCCAUCCUGACCAUACUAGAAGUGCCUGAGGCAUCAACAGAUGAGGAAGGGGGGACAGUGAUUGCCAGGAAAGUUGGUGAAGCUGUGCAGAACACUCUUGGGGCUGUGGUAACAGCGAUUGACAUCCCACUGGGUCUUGUGAAGGAUGCCGCUAGACCUGCCUAUUGGGUACCUGACCACGAAAUCUUACACUGCCACAAUUGCCGGAAGGAAUUCAACAUCAAAUUGUCAAAGCAUCACUGUCGCGCUUGCGGCCAGGGCUUCUGUGAUGAAUGCUCUCAUGAGCGCAGAGCCGUCCCUUCCCGUGGAUGGGAUCAUCCAGUUAGAGUCUGUUUCAAUUGCAAUAAAAAGCCUGGAGAUCUUUAACCCCACCUCUCCUUCUGGGUACUCAAUAACACCGUAGCUUCUCAGGGUUAGAUGAAAAAAAUAAAAAGAAAAACUAGGCAGAGUGCAUGCUCCUCAUUUCUAGCCUUCUUUAUAUGUGUAGAUUUCAGUAACAUUGUGGAAUAACAAAUAGCCAAGCUAAGGCUUGAUUGCCAGCUGUGAUCAUGAAAGUUGGGGAUUGGAGUAUGUGGAGAAGCUUGCAAUAAAUCGAGGAAUCCCAAAUCCAGUAUAUUAUAUACCAGUCAACUGUAUGUAUUUCUAUAUCUCUAUAAUGUAGUAUGCUAAAUGCAGCUGGCUGAUUAAGCAUUGAUAAUUUACUGUUAAAAUUGAAAGAUAAAUAGAACUUUUUUUUUUUUU